Molecule: messenger RNA, 1662 nt
Organism: Blepharisma stoltei
Lineage: Eukaryota; Ciliophora; Heterotrichea; Heterotrichida; Blepharismidae
Source: the annotation of a GenBank genome assembly
AUGAUGGUAUAUGGCCAGGAAAGCCAAUUUUCUAUCAUUAAUGUUCAGGAGGGCAAAAGAGAAAUCAUCGGCUCAGUCUUUGAUGGAGAAGUAAUAAUAGUAAAAAAUUUAAUUUUCCCUGGAAACACUCCUAAUGUGCCAAAAUCAGACCAAAAAAUAUUACAAGUAUCAAUCUCUGGAGGCUCUACUAAUCCUGGCACUGCUCCAAUGACAUCUCUACCCCUUUUUUGCAACGGGGCAUAUACAGCAUGGAGCUUGAUAAAUGACGGCACAUUAGGGAUUUUAAAAAAUUUUCAAAUUAAAUACUUCAUUUCUGACUGCGGCACAUUGAAUUAUGAUGAAAAGUUUGCGAGACCUUGCUUUACCAAAGAUAUAGAUAAAAUUGGAUUAGCGCAUAUAUCAAUGGGUACUGUAAUAGCAACUGGAGAAAUGAAGCUCUUUGAGAGCUUAAAUGUAACAAUUCCAGUCGUUGGGGCAGCAGCAGUAGGCCGUGCACUGAGCUCAACCGCACUUUAUCCUAUGUUCACAAGAAUCGUCGUUCCGAACGACUACAUACUUGCUUUGAGUUCGCUUUUCUUAAAAGUUCUCGGCUGAAGUAAACUCUGUGUCUUAUAUUCUGAUGACUUAUCAAGCAAGGCAACAUAUUCCACACUUAUAGAAACUUACACGAAAUAUGGCUUAGAAGUUUUAAACCCUGAAAGCUUAAGUGAGAUCCCUGAUAAUCUAAAUAGAACCACUAUCAAGAAUUAUGCUAGCUCAUUUCAAGCAAUCUUAGAUACACAAGCAAGGCUUUUGAUUUUAAUAUGUAUGCCUCCUGAAUUAUAUUACAUUCUUGAAGAGCUGUAUGAUUUAGGCCUAAGAAAAGGCGAUCUCGUAGUUUUUGUUAAAAAUUCAGUACUUCUUACAAUGACAGAAUACGAUUUUAUGUAUACUUAUAAAUUUAAAGAAACAGGAGUUCCGAUGAUCUCUAUUUCUGGACAAAACUGGGUUGGAGAAGUUGGAAACUUUGCGUACUCAAAAAUAGCAUCUCUUUAUAAUGCAGUCCCUUAUUCAUAUGCUUGCAAUUACUAUGAUGCAGCUUAUUAUAUAGCACUUGAAUUGGAUUCUAUGAUAAAUCAUGGGUUUGAUUAUUAUGAUCCUUAUCAGCUAAAUUUGACAAUGAGAGCUCGGAAAUUUAUCGGAUGCACAGGAAAGUUUUCGAUUGAUAAAGACAGCAAUGACAGGAUUUUGGAAAAUUUUGAUAUUAGUGUUAAUAAAAUAGAUGCAGCUUCUGGAAAUGUGACUGCUUAUAAAUUAGGAGAAUUUCACCCAUAUAGCAGCAUAAUGCUAACUAUUGAUUCACCAAUUAUUUAUGGAGAUGGGUCCUCUAUAAAGCCGGAUGAUCUAAGAAAUCAAGAUAAUGAAUGCCCUUUUUCUAAUAAGCUAGUAAGGACGUUUACAAAAGGAAGAAUUCUCACUUUUGGCAUUUGCUUCGGAUUUGCUUUAGUCUCUUUUAUUUCUACCGCAUAUAUAUGAAAAACGUGGUGAAAUAUCGAAAUAGAAGAGCUUAAAGAAAGGCAAGAAAUUUCGUUGCAAAAUUUUAUUGUUCAGAUAACAAUAGGUAUUGAAUUUUUCCAGUUUGUAGCGAUGGGGCCAGACAUAACUCCAAUCAGUACUUCUUAG